ACUACAGAGAGUUUUAUGAUCUGCUUAACAGUCAAGGCUUUUUUUAAGCUCAGCUUAAACAAACACUUAAAAAUUCAAGGUAAAAGCACUGUGAUGGUGAUAAGAGAUUUUAGUUUGACAUUUGAACCUCAAAGUAAGGUUAGGACUUCAGAUAGUGGGAACUGAUAUAUCUCUGGUGAUCUCAAGAGGGUUUGUUUGCAGGACCUUGUUCCCUCCCCGAUACUUGUCCUGAUACCUACUUAGGUUCCUGGGUACCCCAUUCCCACCUGUGUCCCUGCGCCAGCUCUCACGCUGCAUCCCAGCAGCGGCUCCCACACUUUCCAACUCCAAACCUGGCCAGGUGAGUCAAACCUGCCCCUGUUGCUGAGGCCUCACCUCACAGCCUUGUGCUCGCUGCUUAAGAUACAAAUGAUUGGUGCGGUGGUUUUCAUAUAACAACUUAAUAGUUAUAAUACUUGUCUCAGAAGUGGUCGAACAUGGGUUUGGGUCCUUCUUCUCCCAAAGGAUAUUCAAAUCCACCUGUCCCUUCCCAGGCUGUAGGCAACCUCUCAGCCCUUCCUAUUGAAGUUGUGCCACGGUGCGGAGAAGGAUUCGCAGAGCCGGAGAGGAGAAGCAAGUGGGAGCCUGACUGUGGUGUACCGGCUGGGACCUCCCCUGAAGGGUGGUGGGGAGCAGGUAUCUGGCAGCAUUCCCAAGGCUGCUGACUACAAGCUUUGCAUUGAAACAUCAAAACCAGCCCUGGAGGCAGAGUCCAAACCCAGCACCCAUCUCCAUAGGGAGAGGUUGCAACCACCUUGCCCUGGCAGCGGGUGCUGUUUUUGUGCCACCCCAACCACUCCCUCUUCCUCCAGCCACGUCUUUAAAUGGAAGCUGGAGCGGCUGCUCCGGUGUACCGAUGCCAGAGCUGUGUUGAGGAGCGUUAGAUGUGCUCACGGCUUCCCAACACAAGUGGGGUUUCACGAGUGUAUGUGCUAACAGGUUCAGCUUGGCCAAAAUGGUUGGAUCUCAGCAUGGAGGAAGAAAAGCUUGAGACACCAAGUUCUGCUCCGGGCCGGUGAUGUGCUGCGAGGACUCCUGCGCUGACUUCAAGGCUCAUGGAGGAUCUUCUGUUCCUAGGCCAGCAGGUCAGUCAGCAAUGGCUGCAGCAGAAAUUCCCAGUUACAUUGUCUCUUCUCAGACUGAGAAACACAGGAGGGCCAGAAACUGGACUGAUGCAGAAAUGAGAGGUUUAAUGCUGGUUUGGGAAGAAUUUUUUGAUGAGCUGAAACAAACUAAAAGGAAUGCCAAAGUUUAUGAGAAAAUGGCUAACAAACUCUUUGAAAUGACUGGAGAAAUUCGCCACGGAGAGGAAAUAAAGAUAAAAAUUACAAAUAUGACUUUCCAGUACAGGAAAUUAAAAUGCAUGACUGACAGUGAAACUGUUGCACCUGACUGGCCUUACUACAAAACCAUCGAUAGGAUCUUAUCCAAAGUGACAGACCACAGCGAUGUGAAAAUGCAUGAAAACCAGCAACCAGGUCCUUCCACAUCACAGACGGAGGCCUCACAGUCUCCAUCAGCCAAGUCUACACCUCUGUAUUUGCCAUAUAACCAGUUUACAUAUGAAGGAAGGGAAGAGUGCUUUGAAGAUGAACACUCAGAGAGUUCGUCAAGCUUACUUUCUUACAAGCUGAGAGCUGAAGAAAGACCAGUUAAGAAAAGAAAAAUGCAAAGCUGCAGUUUCCAAAAGAAGAAGCUAAAAUUAAUGGAAGCCAUGUUGGAAGAACAGAAGAAGUUGAGUAGAGCUAUGGAAGAAACGUGUAGAGAAGUGCGCAGGAUUCUGGAUCAGCAAAACAUCAUUCAAGUUCAAAGCUUACAGUUACAGGAGAGAAUGAUGAAUCUACUGGAAAAAAUGAUCUCCAAAUCUAAUGUGUAGUUUGCUUUGUGAAUGCCUCUGAGAUUAUUAUUGAUAUAAUAGAUAUCCCCUUACUGCACACCGUAUGUGUGUCUGUUGCCCUAUUCCCAGGUUUUCCAUGGAAAUUAAAACCCUAGUGUAAUCUUAGUUAAGCAAAGAGAACAGAUAUUGCAGAAUGAGAGCUAUACAGUAUGAUAAAAUUAGUGCAAUAUAUGCCUAAGUUGAAUUAUUUUUAUACAGAAAGGUUAAGGGAUGAAUAGCUCUGGGAACUUCAGUACUAUUUAUGCCUAGGUCAGGUACUGUUAUACAGACAGUGGUGUUGUACAUUGAUUCACAUCAAGGACUAUAGCUUGACCUGUUGUAGAACAAAAUACUGCAUUUCUAAACAUGGUAAUUGCAUCUUGACUUUGCUGAUGAUUAAACCCUGUUUUGAAACAAAUAUUGUACAAGUGACCUAUGGCUCUUGUGAAGAGCUAGUUAGGACCAUGAGGUACAUAAUUUUAAACUCCCUGCCUGAUAUUAAUAGUACUCUAAAGUAUUAGGUUAAAAAUAGUCUAUUCAAAUACACUUUUGAUAUAAAAAGAAACCCCUCAAACCACCUAACUAUAUACUGAAUACUAAAAUGUAUAGAAGAUACUUGAAAUUGCUUUUGAUAUUAAAUGUUUAAUUUUUUUCAUUAUUAACUGGAAUCUGUUGACUUAAAGAACAACCAGCAAUGAAAAUUCUCAUUUAUUCUCUAUUACAAAAGAAAAAUAUUGUACUGUGUGUAUAUACAUAAAUAUAUAUAAUCUAUCAAAUGAAAUAAAGAAAAAGAAGAAACUUA
Messenger RNA from Neopsephotus bourkii (Bourke's parrot), 2717 nucleotides. RefSeq names its product Myb/SANT DNA binding domain containing 1 (gene MSANTD1). Gene Ontology annotation, cellular component: nuclear body. Lineage: Eukaryota; Metazoa; Chordata; Aves; Psittaciformes; Psittacidae. Gene Ontology annotation, biological process: positive regulation of DNA-templated transcription. The transcript is spliced from 5 exons. Bases 1058 to 1915 code for a protein of 285 amino acids. The record is from RefSeq and is a predicted model, not a curated record.